GUAACAACGGUCGACCUCUUCAUCUUUGGCACCGCCGAGCCAGCCACCAUGAUCAUGGCCGCCUCGAUCCCCCUCCUGCGCGCCCUCAUCCGCCGAGACCCGCACCCGAAACCGACCACUUUCAUCACACUCACCGACAACCGGAGAAAGGCAGCGACGUCGCCUCCGCCCGAGUCACCGGCCCAACUUGUCGACAAGCAGAGUGCAGAGGAGUCAUGGGCAAAGGUCUCUCACCUGGAAGCAGCCCGCCUCCGCGGUCACAAUGACAGGGGGGUUAUGGACUACAAACCAGAAUGGGCUGACUGAUAGCUUAGGCAUGAUUUGAAAAUCGUUUUGCUAGCGGCUGGAAGCUGUUGUACCGUUAUCUUUGCUUUGUGGCGUACCGGUUUGCCCUACGAGCUACACCCCAUGAUGAUUGCGAUAAUACUGGUUACCUUAUCUUAGCAAUUUUUUUACCUUGUAAAGAGACUCUGACUUGAUGCGGAUUUCCUGUAAAGCCAGCUGAGUUCAUACUCAGCCUCUGAAACCGGACGGUUAUCGACU
Parathielavia appendiculata is the source of this 543-nucleotide messenger RNA. RefSeq lists its product as uncharacterized. The annotation marks the transcript as partial. The record is from RefSeq and is a predicted model, not a curated record. The transcript has a single exon. NCBI's taxonomy places the organism in Eukaryota, Fungi, Ascomycota, Sordariomycetes, Sordariales, Chaetomiaceae.